Pseudoliparis swirei is the source of this 2379-nucleotide messenger RNA. RefSeq names its product small nuclear ribonucleoprotein 70 (U1) (gene snrnp70). Gene Ontology annotation, cellular component: U1 snRNP; precatalytic spliceosome; U2-type prespliceosome. The record is from RefSeq and is a predicted model, not a curated record. Gene Ontology annotation, biological process: mRNA splicing, via spliceosome. NCBI's taxonomy places the organism in Eukaryota, Metazoa, Chordata, Actinopteri, Perciformes, Liparidae. Gene Ontology annotation, molecular function: mRNA binding; U1 snRNA binding. The transcript is spliced from 10 exons. The coding region runs from base 218 to 1771 and encodes 517 amino acids.
CAUUUUAUUUUUUCCAGAAAGAAGCAGCUAGUCAGCUCGCACACAUUCAAACAAUUGUCGCCGUACGGCUUCGGGACCCUGAGCGCACCGCCUUUUACUGUAGUGUUUGUCGACGUCUCGUGCUUGAGUACGUUGGUCCGGGAGACCUGCAUACAUCGCACGCUUCUGGUUCAUGGUCUGACUUUUUGUCACGGCAUUGGAGGAGAGAAGGUGAAAGAUGACGCAGUUUUUACCCCCGAAUCUGCUGGCCCUGUUCGCCCCGCGGGACCCGAUCCCUUUCCUCUCGCAGCUCGAGAAGCUGCCCCACGAGAAGCACCACAACCAGCCUUACAGCGGCAUCGCCCCGUUCAUCAGGCAUUUCGAGGAUCCUCGAGAUGCCCCCCCACCAACAAGGGCAGAGACGCGCGAUGAGCGGCUCGAGAGAAAGAGGCGGGAGAAGAUUGAGAGGAGGCAAGCCGUGGUGGAGACAGAACUCAAGCUUUGGGACCCCCAUAAUGACCCCAAUGCACAAGGGGAUGCCUUCAAGACACUGUUUGUUGCCAGAGUGAACUACGAUACGACCGAGUCCAAGCUUCGCCGUGAGUUUGAGGUCUAUGGCCCCAUCAAACGGAUUUACAUAGUCUACAACAAGAGGACGCAGAAGCCCCGGGGAUAUGCGUUCAUUGAGUAUGAGCAUGAACGAGACAUGCACUCCGCCUACAAGCACGCCGACGGGAAGAAGAUUGACGGUCGGCGCGUGCUGGUGGACGUGGAGCGUGGACGCACCGUGAAAGGGUGGCAACCUCGCCGGCUGGGCGGUGGAUUGGGUGGCACGAGAAGAGGCGGAGCUGAUGUCAACAUUAAGCACUCUGGCCGAGACGAUGCAUCACGUUACGAUGAGCGCCCCAUAGGGGGGGAUCGGGAACCCCGAGAGCGGAGGGAGCGCAGCCGGGAGCGCGAGCGAGACAAGGACAAGGAUAAGGACAAGGACAAGGACCGAGAGCGCCGGCGGUCCCGAUCCCGCGACCGCCGUCGUCGUACUCGAUCUCGGGAGCGAGAGAGGGAAAGAGAGAGACCGAUAGGAGGAGUAGUAGGAGGAGCAGCAGUAGGAGUAGGAGGAGGAGGAGAGGAUGUCGUUAGCGGUAGCGGCGGUGGCACUCGGCGUAGAGAGCGCGAGAAGGACCGCGGGGUGGUGGCGGCGGCGGCGGCUGGAGGAAACGACAGCAGAAGUAGGGAGAGGAGUCGAGAGCGGAAGAGGAGGAGCAGGAGCCGCGAUCGCAAGAGAGACAGGGAGAGGGGGGGCAAGGGGCCGGACGGGGAGGAGGCCGGCCAGGCAGAGGCGGCCCCUGAAGGAGGGGAGCGUAUGCUGGAGGAGAAUGAAGGCGAGGCGGGGGAGGGCGGGGAGGAGCGGAGUCGGGACAAGGACCGAGACCGCAGGCGCAGCCACAGGGACAGAGAGCGGCGCCGGGGGGACCGGGCAGACCGGGCAGACCGGGGGGACCGGGCGGACCGGGCGGACCGGGUGGACCGGGUGGACCGGGGAGACCGGGAACACAAGAGGGAGCGGGGGGAGCGGGACCGGGGGGAGCGCAAAGAGGAGCGCCACGGCUCCCAACGGGACGACGCCGGCCCCCAAGACGAGCCGGCCAAUGAGAACGAGGGAGGAGCGCCGCCGCACGCAGAGGAGUACAGUCAGGACGGGAUGGCGGACCAGCAGUCGGUGCCGUCGGCCGACGGCUACGUCUCCAGUGAAAAUGGCUACAAGAUGGAGGCCCCGGGAGACGAGUACUGAGACGCUCGCGCCGUCAUGAAUACGCCGUUUCAUACAAUACUUUAAAUCUGCCCGUAACUUUUUACCAAGACACAGGAAGUCUGAACGAUGUCAGCAGCAGACAUCCCUCGAGCUCUCCUCCCAUCUGUCAACAUUCUGUUUAACUAUUCCUAUUUCUGUUGCACGCACACUUGAUGCAUAACACAAUUUGGUCUCUUACAGAAGUUGCAGCUUUCCUGCGUCGCCCAACUAAUCCGUGCCACUAAAUGUCAUCGGAUGACUUUUUACUUGAUUCCCUCUAGAAAUGUUUUUCUUCCCUUUUUUUCUUCCACGUGGCUUGGGGAUGAACUGUAGAAACACAAGCUCUAUUCGUUUUUAGAAGGGUAGAGUGUGUUGUCUUUUUAUUUCGAGAUUCAUAAAACAGUUGGAUUGUAUGCUCAUUUGGAAGUGACACAUUUUCCCCUCAAUGUAUGUGAAAUUUGAUGGAGCUAUUGUAGUGUGUGCGACAAAUUGAGGGCUCUUCUGUUUAUUCAUUCUGGAAUAAAGUUUUUUUUAAAUUAUGUCUGCUUGUUUGUAUGUUGGAUUUUCACGACCCGUUUAAUAAAGAUGUGGCUUAAAGCCAGAGCGCA